AUGCCUCAAGAUCUCCCGCCCACCGGAGGCUACGAGCCCGUCCAAUACAGACGCAACAUCCCCGUCCGCGGACUACGGCCGGUCUACUACAUGCUCGCGUUCGGCGCGGUGAUGGCAUACGGAUGGCGGCAGACGUUCAUCGGGCAGCGAGAGAAGCUCGAGCUCGGUCGCGAGAAGAUCUGGGCCCGUCUGCAUUUGAUCCCACUGUUGCAGGCGGAGGAGGACAGGGACCAGGUCCGCAGACAUUAUGCCGAUUUGGCGCGUGAGCAGGAGUUACUGGGCAGCCAGAGCACGGCGUAUAAUAGUGACAGAUUUGUCCGGCCAACAUAUGCACCCACUCCCCGGAGCACAACUUCAUAG
Exophiala bonariae is the source of this 360-nucleotide messenger RNA. RefSeq lists its product as uncharacterized. Bases 1 to 360 code for a protein of 119 amino acids. NCBI's taxonomy places the organism in Eukaryota, Fungi, Ascomycota, Eurotiomycetes, Chaetothyriales, Herpotrichiellaceae. The record is from RefSeq and is a predicted model, not a curated record. The transcript has 3 exons.